CAGCUCCGCCCGUCGUGAGCUGCUACAACGCCAGCGAGCGCGUCUACAAGGGCUGUUUCGACGGUAACGUCACCUUGACGGCAGGUAAUGACAUUGACCUCUUCUGUGCCGGGGGAUGUUUUGAGAGUUCCAUGAAGGUCAGCUCAUUUCCCGUCAACAACAGGAACAGCGCCACCACCAGCAACCACGCCACAAGGAGCGCAGAACCUGACCUGUCAGAGCGGGACACUUGAGCUCCUGAGUAAUGUAUCGGAGAUGCCCCCUCGAUGGAUGGCUAAACACGAGGUGUGCGAGAAGGGCUGGGGCUGCCAAGAAACGCUGAUCCUUGUUGACAACGGACCCCAAGUGUACAUAGUAUUCAACAAGGGCUGCACCCCGGUGGUGGAUCAGGAUGCCCGCAUCACGGAGCACAGGGCAGGCCCUGGCCUCUCUGUCCUCUCCUACACCCACGUGUGUCGCCACCAGGACAACUGCAACAACCUGUCCACCACCCUCCCGCUCUGGACCCCGCCCUCCAUCAUAGGGCCGGGCUCCCUGCGGUGUCCAGUCUGCUUGUCCAUAGACGACUGCAAGUCUGCGAAAGAGCUGACCUGCCCGGCCGGCAGCACGCACUGCUACCAAGGCUCAAUACAGUUCAGGGGAGGGGGCAUCUUCACCAUCCUGAGAGUCCAAGGAUGCAUGUCCCAAGCAGGCUGCAACAUGCUUAAGGGGACUCGGGAAAUCGGGUCUAUCGUUGUGCGUGAGGACUGCAGCCCUAAGGCUUCUCUGAUCUGUGAAAAGGGGGUCAACACAUACAGAUCUCGAGGCCUGUCUCAGAUGCCCAUCAAUUGGAACUCAACUACGAACAAGAUUUGUGACCCCGAGGAGGUGUGUCAGGAGACAGUGCUGCUGGUAGACGCAGGACAGAGCUCAAUCAUAGUGGGGAGCAAAGACUGCACCAAGGGCAGGAUGCAAGAUGGCUCGACAGUCUCCAUAUACUCAGGGCCCCCCGGAGUGCUGGUCGCCUCCUACGCCCAUUUCUGCUCCUCCAACAGGUGCAACAGAGCCAGAAAUACCAGUGUCCUACUGAACUCUCUCCCUCAUCCAGCGGCCCCUGCCCCGGGAGACGUGCAGUGUCCCAUCUGUGUGCAGGCCUUGCAGCCCUGCCCAGAAAACCUGGAAAACGUCACCUGCCCUAACGGCACGACUCACUGUUAUAGCGGUUUCAUUAGGCUCUCCGGAGGUGGGGUCAGCUCUAAAAUAUAUAUUCAGGGCUGCAUGACUCAAGCUUCCAGCUCCUUAUUGAAUCGUACACAGAAAAUCGGGAUCUUCUCUGUGGCUGAGAACUCGGAGGAACCGUUUGAACCCCUUCUCCAAGACAGGGCUGUCUCCACCCCCUUCCUGGCUUGGGUGGUGGGACUUGGGUUAUCCCUAGCCCUCUGGUGUGGGAUGCCUCUCUCCUGACCCCAUUUCCCGAGGAUUCUUAACUCCUUGCCGAUUCCCUAAACCAAACCUUCGUAACCAAACAGCCUUGGACGUUGAGUGGUUUCCUUGUGCUCUCCAUGAAUGAUCACCCCCGACGCACCCACAGACCUGAUGACCCGAUAGCAACAUAAGGGAGCAGCUGGGAGUGGCUGAACUUGCCCUCUGAGAGAGUCAAGCAGUGGCCACCUGUGUCUGACAAUAAAGGCAUCGUCCUUUCCCUGAA
Hyaena hyaena (striped hyena) is the source of this 1687-nucleotide messenger RNA. It is a transcript of the gene LYPD3, whose product is annotated as LY6/PLAUR domain containing 3. Gene Ontology annotation, cellular component: plasma membrane; plasma membrane raft. Gene Ontology annotation, biological process: leukocyte cell-cell adhesion; regulation of integrin-mediated signaling pathway; cell-cell junction maintenance. The transcript is spliced from 10 exons. Lineage: Eukaryota; Metazoa; Chordata; Mammalia; Carnivora; Hyaenidae. The record is from RefSeq and is a predicted model, not a curated record. Bases 256 to 1443 code for a protein of 395 amino acids.